Messenger RNA from Sceloporus undulatus (fence lizard), 2351 nucleotides. It is a transcript of the gene PDIA4, whose product is annotated as protein disulfide isomerase family A member 4. The transcript has 10 exons. Gene Ontology annotation, biological process: protein folding; response to endoplasmic reticulum stress. Gene Ontology annotation, molecular function: protein disulfide isomerase activity. Gene Ontology annotation, cellular component: endoplasmic reticulum; cell surface; endoplasmic reticulum lumen. The record is from RefSeq and is a predicted model, not a curated record. Lineage: Eukaryota; Metazoa; Chordata; Lepidosauria; Squamata; Phrynosomatidae. The coding region runs from base 201 to 2129 and encodes 642 amino acids.
GGCGGCAGGCGGAGCAUCGCCGGGAAAGCCUUCCUUCUCCUUCUCCCUCGGAGCCGCGCAUCGCCAGGAGGCCGCCUUCAAGCAGCGAAGGGCCCGAGAAAGGCAGGGCCACAGUCGCUGGCUCUUCCCCAGCGCUCCCGGUCCCUUGGCCCCGCUGCUAAGAGAGAAAGAGGGCUUUCCUGAGCCCGAAGGAGAGAGCGAUGGGCGCCCGGGGAGCCUUCCUGCUGGCCCUGGUUCUGCUGGCGCUGGCGCUCCUUCCAAGGCGGGCCAGGAGCCAGGAGGAGCCCCCCGGGGAAGAGCCUGUUUCUGAAGAAGAGACUGAUGAUAUAGAUGAUGAAGAUGACGAUGACGAUGAUAGAGAAAUAAAAGAGGAAAAUGGUGUAUUGGUGUUGAAUGAUGCAAACUUUGAUACUUUUGUUGAAGGCAAAGAUACUGUACUUCUUGAGUUCUAUGCUCCAUGGUGUGGGCACUGCAAGCAGUUUGCUCCAGAAUAUGAAAAAAUAGCCAAAACACUGAAAGAAAAUGAUCCUCCCAUCCCAGUUGCUAAAAUAGAUGCUACAUCAGCUUCUGCUGUGUCAGGUCGCUUUGAUGUUAGUGGUUACCCAACCAUCAAAAUCUUGAAGAAGGGGCAACCUGUGGAUUAUGAAGGCUCAAGAACAGAGGCAGAAAUUGUGGCUAAAGUGAAAGAAAUUUCAGAGCCUGAUUGGAUCCCUCCUCCAGAUGCAACAUUAGUUUUGACCAAAGAUAACUUUGAUGAAACUGUGAAUGAGGCUGACAUAAUUUUGGUUGAAUUCUAUGCCCCAUGGUGUGGGCACUGCAAAAGAUUGGCUCCAGAAUAUGAGAAAGCAGCUAAGGAGCUUAGGAAACGUACUCCACCUAUUCCCCUUGCAAAAGUUGAUGCUAUUGCUGAAACAGACCUUGCAAAGAGGUUUGAUGUGUCGGGAUACCCAACUCUCAAGAUCUUCCGCAAAGGCAAAUCUUUUGAGUACAAUGGUCCAAGAGAAAAAUAUGGAAUUGUUGACUACAUGAUAGAACAAGCUGGUCCACCAUCCAAACAAAUACAGGCUACUAAACAAGUACAAGAAUUUGUGAAAGAUGGAGAUGAUGUAAUCAUCAUAGGAGUGUUCAAAGGAGACCAAGAUCCAGCCUACCAACUUUAUCAAGAUGCUGCUAACAAUCUAAGAGAAGAUUACAAAUUCUAUCAUACCUUCAGCAAAGAAAUUUCAAGCUUUCUAAAAACGGAUGCUGGGAAAGUGGUGGUGAUGCAACCUGAAAAAUUUCAGUCAAAAUAUGAGUCUAAAAUGCAUGUAUUAGAUAUUAAAGAAUCAACUGAUGCUGGGGAAGUGAAAAGCCAUGUGGUGAAAUAUGCUUUACCUCUUGUGGGCCAUCGUAAGACUUCUAAUGAUGCUAAGAGAUACAAUAAGAAACCUCUGGUGGUAGUUUAUUAUGCAGUAGACUUCAGCUUUGAUUAUCGUGUUGCUACUCAGUACUGGCGAAACAAAGUUUUAGAGGUAGCUAAGGACUUCCCAGAAUAUACUUUUGCAAUUGCUGAUGAAGAAGACUAUUCCUCAGAGAUAAAAGACCUGGGACUGAUGGACAGUGGAGAAGAUGUUAAUGCUGCCAUCUUUGAUGAAGGCGGCAAGAAAUAUGCAAUGGAACCAGACGAAUUUGAUUCUGAUGUUCUGAGGCAAUUUGUUUUAUUAUUCAAAAAAGGUAAACUGAAACCCAUUGUGAAAUCGCAGCCUAUACCAAAAAAUAACAAAGGUCCAGUGAAGAUUGUAGUUGGUAAAACAUUUGAGUCUAUAGUGAUGGAUCCAAAAACAGAUGUCCUCAUAGAGUUCUAUGCUCCCUGGUGCGGGCACUGCAAGAAACUUGAGCCCAUCUACAGUGAGCUAGGUAAAAAAUACAAGAAUCAGAAAAAUCUGGUCAUUGCCAAAAUGGAUUCUACUGCCAAUGAUGUCCCCAAUGACAAUUACAAAGUGGAAGGAUUCCCUACCAUCUAUUUUGCUCCCAGCAGCAAGAAGAAGAAUCCUAUUAAAUUUGAAAGUGGAGAAAGGGAUCUGGAGAACUUGAGCAAAUUUGUAGAAGAACAUGCCACCAAACUGAGCAGAACAAAAGAAGAACUUUAAGUGGAUAAUGGGUUAUGCUCAGUGAAGUGUUACUGAAUCGUAUUAAAAGAUUUCUGUGAGGGGAUCUGCAGCAUUUGAGAAAAAAGGGGGAUUUGGGAUAGUAAAACACAGUAUGAUUUUUUUUGUAUUACCAAACAAAUCUGAACACUGAACUUUUGAUGUGAAUUAAUUUUUUUUUUGUUACACAGUUUUGAUCUGAGAAAAAUACAUUAUUUUUUGUGA